Molecule: messenger RNA, 3575 nt
Organism: Carcharodon carcharias (great white shark)
Lineage: Eukaryota; Metazoa; Chordata; Chondrichthyes; Lamniformes; Lamnidae
Product: actin filament-associated protein 1-like
Exons: 17
Coding region: 215-2290 (691 amino acids)
Cellular component (GO): cytosol
Molecular function (GO): SH3 domain binding
Source: RefSeq, a predicted model, not a curated record
AGCAGAUGGUGCUGUGCUAGGGAGUUGUGAGACUGGCUUCCUGUUUGAGAAUCAGAGUUGUUGAUGUAGUGUCCAGUUUGGGUCGUGCUGAGUACUGUAAUAGUUUGCAGACUCUACUCAGCCUGAAGACAAAGAAAAGAUCGAGCAGCAAGAAGCAACAGCAGCUAUGGGACGUGCAGAAAGAAUCCUCAGUUUUUAGAUUCAACCAUCCACAAUGAACAAGCAAAAAGAUCUGGAUCAGUUAUUCUCGGAGCUGCAGUCAUUCCUCAAGGUGUUGGACACGGAGAGUUUAAGCUGCGUCGCAGAGUCGAAGAAGGAGUCUGUGGCCGAGCUGCUUCAGGAGCUGAACGGGAGCCCGUGCACCGAGCAAUCCGGAUUCAUACCCGCUGAGGAUGCAGAUUACAUGUUCAUGAGCUGUGUUACCCUGACAGAGAAUCGCUUGGAGAUGCAGCUCCCCGCGAACGCAAAUGAGCCACGGAAUGUCCUGGAGAUCAUCGAAGACACAGAAGACAUUUCACCCUGCCCCCCACUAUCGGAUGAUUUUCAAACCAAAGUGGCACAGGCCGGCUCGUCUCCCUCCCCUCACCAAGCAAACGAGGUUCACCCUGACGACUCUUACGAGGAAGCAGAGCCUCUCAGUCCUCUGGCUCAGUGCACUGUGGAUUGUGUGGACUCAGACAGCAGUCACUAUGAAUCUUAUGGAGAAGAGGAAGUAUCUAGCAAUAACCAAACCGCCUCCCUGCGACGGCUGCCAACAGACUCUCUGACACGGCCACUGCCACAUUCCCGAAUCUGUGGCUUUCUGUGGCGGAAGAAAUGGCUGGGACAGUGGACUAAGCAGUUGUUUCUCAUCAGAGACCAAGUUCUGAUGUGUUAUAAGUGUAUGAAGGACCAGUAUCCCCUGAUGGAGCUCAGCCUGCAGGGAUCGCGUGUUGCGUACAAGUUCAAACGCAGUAAGAAGAUACAGCACGAGCUUAAGAUUACGACAGCGAGUAAUGAGACUUUGGUGCUUGGGCUGCAGAGUCGUGAGCAGACUGAGGACUGGCGGAAGGUUGUUGAGGAGGUGAGCAGCAACAUGCAUUCCCGAGCUUCACCAUGGAAUUCACCAACGAUGCCAGGGGCUGAGACUAAAUGUGCCUCAAGCAAGUCAAUGUUGAGGGGUAGUCGAGGCUCAGACUUGGAGAGAUCCACAGGUGAAAUGGUCACUGACAGCCCAGCCACCCGAGACACAGGUUAUCUGAAGGUGCUUGUGAACAGCCACUGGCAGACCCUGUGGUGUCACGUUGAGGACCGAGUGCUGCUGAUGUACAAAGAUGUCGGCAGGGCCGGGAGGUUGCACUACUCUGUGGACCUGCAAGGCUGCGAGGUCAGGACACAGGCAGACGCCGCACACAAGUACAGGCUCAUUGUCUCGCACCAGCACAAGGAUCUGGCAGUGCUGCAGACUAGCUCACCUGAGGACAGGGAUCGAUGGCUCAGCCUCCUGCAGGCACGAUGUGGAACAGACACAGAGUCAGCUCAUCUCUACGAAGAGACUGUCCUGCAGACUGGAACUGAGACAGAUCCAAGAGAUGGAAACCAAGUCAGUGGUUUGCUCCAACGAAGAAUCACUACUCCCAACACAUACAUGGAUGAUCCAUUUGGCCACGUGUCCAGCAUACAGACCACCCCAGAGGAUGGAGGCACCAGGGCCACACGGCAGACGCAGAGGGUCGAUUUGCCAAGCCAUGAAGUGGUGAACGGAGAGUGCACAGCGCUUCCAGAGAGGGACCAACACAGCAAUACAAACAACAAUAACACAGCAAGAUACAACACGCUACCAAGUGCAUUUCCUCAAAGCAGCUUUUUAAAAUCUUGGAGUGACUUUGAAAUCAAAACAUGUGGAGCUGAAAAGGAGCCUGUUAGAAACCAAGCCACGCAGACAGACAAGAAGGAUUUCAAAGAAGCAAUGGAUUCCGUGUCUGAGAGAAGGACAUUGCCAAGGCUGGAGGAGAAGAUCCGUCGCCUCGAGCAGGCAGUGUACCGAGCUAAAGAGAGGGUGAAGUCAGGCUCCGAACUUAACCUGCUCUCCCUCAGCAAGACCUUCAAGCGGGCAUCCUGUGGGCAAUCACUGGCGCUGUUUUCCUCAAACUCAGAAACCACGAACCCUGAGGUUCCGAUUGUGAGCCCAAUCCUAAGACGCACAGCCUCGGCCAAAAGCUGUCUGAGAAGGACCCCAUCUGUCACCGUAGUCGAAAAGGGCAGAGUGCUUCAGAAAACGAAGGAGUGGGAAAUGAAGUCGUCAGUCUAAUCAAACAUUAAAGAAGACGCAUGUCCUCAUCUAAGAACUGUCUCCAUGUGAAUAUGCCCUGUUUGGAGGGCACUGUAAAUAUUGGAAUCAGCAUGUUGAUCAUGCAAAAAAUACUGGAUUCGCUCUUGGUCUCUGACUCUUAAAGGAGGGUGACUCCCAUACUGAACCUGGUCUCCAUUACACUCUGCGAGCUACACCAAGGGUGACUUGUAAUAAGAUGCACAAGUAUGCCAGAAUCCAACUCUAAUCUCACUGGGGAGGUGGAAUCUCCAAAAGCCUAUUUUAUCAUCACUUUUGUUCCAGACGUCUGUCUAUACUUAUCAUGCAAGCUAACCUUAUAAGCACAACAUGGUGGCAAGUUUAUUUUCUAAAUCAGGUUUUUUUUUUACAUUUUCCCUCAGCCCCACCCCCACCCCCCACCUGCCGAGAUAGAUCACUCUCCGACCCAGCAGCAACAAGACCAUGGCAAUCACAGCUGUUACUAACCUUCAGGUCAAUUCUGGAGCCUCUUUGCCAAACGGGAGGUGACAAAUUGAUCAUUUAUUCAAUGCACAAAUUUCUAAAGCAUACAGUGCACAGUGGUGAUGCCGCCUGCACUAAGGGUUAACGCACUCUCCCAUCUCCAUCAUCCUCUGCCAAGGGGCUUUUUACUAAAUCUAAGCCUAUCUGGAAUUAACAGAAACAAGGCUGAGAUUCCCCAGGGUCGAGUUGGUGACGACCUGAUAUAAACAUGCCUGACAAACACUUACUUCCUUAACAGCUGUUGUGCGCUAACUGACAAAACAAAGCAGCAGAUAAUCCACAAUUCUGUCUUUCCAAUCUAUCCAUUAAUUGGUGCUGAGAUAGCUGAUUGCAGCCACAACAGCAGUAGAGGUGUUUACAGCCAGCUUUCGAGCCAGUGGGUGAGCAGUGAGCCAGGCUUCCCAAUCCUGAAUUCUAGUCAACGACCAGUACUGAAAUGGUCUCGGGGUCAGGUGAGCUCAAGGUUGCUUUGGAAGACAACUGCAAUCUGCAUAACCGAUUGACACUGGCUGCUUUCACUGCCACCAGGAGAUGGGAGUUUGGGGUGAGGUGCCAAAGAGUGUGCUGGUUACAGAUUGGUACCUGGCACAACUCAUUCAUUGCCUUUAGGACACCUGAGAGGGAGAAAAGGAACUGGUUUCAAAAAUAAUUAAAACACAUAUCAAUCAUAUUGGAGCAAAAUAACACUGUAUAAAUGUCACUGAGCAGCACCAAUACUAACAUGAAAUUAUCAGAUUUGUACACCAGAAUUUACUGAUUCUUG